Molecule: messenger RNA, 777 nt
Organism: Mesocricetus auratus (golden hamster)
Lineage: Eukaryota; Metazoa; Chordata; Mammalia; Rodentia; Cricetidae
Gene: Trappc6a
Product: trafficking protein particle complex subunit 6A
Exons: 7
Coding region: 29-544 (171 amino acids)
Biological process (GO): regulation of GTPase activity; endoplasmic reticulum to Golgi vesicle-mediated transport
Cellular component (GO): cis-Golgi network; TRAPP complex; trans-Golgi network
Source: RefSeq, a predicted model, not a curated record
GGGAGCGCGGAGGGGCGCGAGGCGGCGCAUGGCGGACGCGGUGUUGUUCGAGUUCCUGCACACCGAGAUGGUGGCGGAGCUGUGGGCCCCGGACGCAGACCCUGGCUCGGGGUCUGCUGAUCGCAUCACGCCCCAGCACAAGGCGGGUCUUUCAGGAAAGAAGAAGAGCUGGUCAGUCCUGGAGGGCCUGGGCUUCCGCGUGGGCCAGGCUCUGGGUGAGAGGCUGCCCCGGGAGACGCUGGCCGUCAGAGAGGAACUGGAUGCCCUCAAGUUCCUGUGCAAAGACCUGUGGGCAGCCAUGUUCCAAAAGCACAUGGAUGGCCUCCGCACCAACCACCAGGGGACCUAUGUGCUGCAGGACAACAACUUCCCCCUCCUCCUCACCAUGGGCUCAGGGUCUCAGUAUAUAGAGGAAGCGCCCAAGUGGUCCGUGUCCCCCAUCCUAGUUCCUGGCCUUCACCUGCGGCCUUCUGUGCGGCGCCCUCCAUACCCUGGGCUUCCGGAGCCUGGUCACCGCCUCUGUGACUGCCCUGCCUGCCUGUAAGUUCCAGGUGGUGAUGCAGAAGUCCUGAGGACCCCAGGCUUGCCCGGCCCGACCUCAGCCCCAGGACACUGGCACCAUGUCACUGUCUGAGUGGUCACCUCUGCGGUGACCUGUGUGCUGGAGCCAGAGGGUCCCAGGCAGCAGGACAGUCCCGUGACUUCAGAAUGGGCAUGGAGGGGCACUGGGGCAUCACCCAGAUAACAGAUGCUCAAUAAAGGUUCUUUAUGUGGAAA